CCUCCUCCUCCUCCUCCUCCGCGCCGCCCUCCGCCAUGGAGCCCGAGCCGGAGGGGCGGAAGGCCGGCGGACGGCGCGGCGGCACGGCGCGGGGCAGCACGCCAGAAACAGAGUCCUCGAGUGAAGACCAACCUCGGAGCGGCUAUCUCCUUCCUCCAGGAGUUGAGCUUCACCAGGUUACCAUCCUGCCAAAGAAUGAAUGGGAAAGGAUUCGCGACAGCCUCAGUGGGUUUGCUAAAAAGUCGGCACAACUCCGCGCUGCAAGGAAAGCAAAGAAAGACGUACAUUUACGUUCCCAAGCAAUUGUGAAAAACUGGACCAACACUUGUGUUGGGAUGAAAGUACAGAAAUUACAAGCAGAAAGGCUACGCAAAGAAAAGGAAAAAAAGAGGAAUCAAGAAAUUGAUAUGGAAGAAGAACACUACAGAGCCGAGGAAAGAAAAAAGGCCAUCGACAGCGCAAGACUCUAUCAGUAUUACCAGAUGGAUAGAGUGAAAGGCUUUCAUAGUGCACUUCUUCUUACAGAAGUUCUGAAAGAGAGAGAUGCUCAGAUUGAGUUCAAAAAGAAAAAACUGUCUCCUGACAAAAAAUGGGAAGAAUUACUGAAGCACAACUUUGAAAAAGCAUUGCAGGAAGAACAACAGAAAGCAGAAAAACGUCGCAGGGAUAGACUGGCUCUUGCCAGUGAUCAUCUGCAACAAAUUAAGGAACAUGAAGAGGUAGACGAACUAAGAAGACAAGAAGAACAAAAAGAUGCUGAAGAAAUAAAAAAACAGACCAAAUUAUAUGAAUUAGAGAGGCAAAGAGAAAAUAAACGGAAAGAGGAAGAAAUGCUUGAACUUCAGAAAGCUUACCAUGCAUACAUUGAGAACAGAAAUACCCUCAGACAGUUACAAGCACAGCAAGAAGCCGAGGAAAAUGAUAAACUUAGAGAUUAUGUCAAAGCAAGAAAAUAUUUGUCAAAUCUAAGAAGAGAAAAGGAACUUGAAACUCACAGACAAAUGGAGGAACAUAGAAACAGGAUUACUUCCUUGCUUCAUGAGAUGACAAAACAGAAAUUUGAAGAUGAAGAUGCCCGUGUCUCAAGAGACAUUGAAGAGGUUGAAGUGCAGAAGGAAAAAGAAGAGAAGGAAAAAGAGGAAAAAAACAAAGCAGAAUUACAAUCAAUUGCUAAAUAUAGAGCCACCCUGAUGAAAAAUAAAGAAGAAAAAGAAAAGCAAGAUAGACUGGAAGCUAAAGAGGAAUUACGGGCUAUACUGGAAGCAGAUCAGAUUUAUAGAGCACAUGAGGAGGAGAAAAAGCGAAGAGGUCAUGAAGAGUGCAAGCGAAUUAAACAAUUCCAGAUACAACAGAUGGCCGAAAGAAAGGCAGAUUUACAGCAGAAGAGACAAGCGGACUUAGACUACGUAAAACAGACGGAAGCCCUGGAAGCUAGAAAGGAGAAAGAAUUCCAGAAAUAUGCAAAACAAAUCAUUGAUUUCGAAUCCAAGACAACCCAGCAGCUUUAUCCUCUUUACAAGGCAUCCCAGAAAGGUGUUGGAGGUGGCCGUGGUCCGGUUUAUAAAGAAAGAGGGGGAAUAAGGCCUAGCUAUCAAGCAAAGGAUUUUCAUGGGACCCAGCUCCCUCUUUAUUCUUCGCAAGCCGCUACACGUGGUGAUUUUCAAAAGUCUAAGAGAAGAUUAGGUUUUACAUGGUAGAAAAGCAUAUUUUAUUUUUUUAAAUUUAAGAUUAUAUUCAAUUUUAAUGCCAUUUACAGCAGCGCUAUUUGGGCCACAAAUGUAAUUCAAUAAAAAGUUUAGAGUCAUUGAGUACCGUA
Messenger RNA from Ornithorhynchus anatinus (platypus), 1816 nucleotides. RefSeq names its product coiled-coil domain containing 173 (gene CFAP210). NCBI's taxonomy places the organism in Eukaryota, Metazoa, Chordata, Mammalia, Monotremata, Ornithorhynchidae. The transcript has 9 exons. Bases 36 to 1697 code for a protein of 553 amino acids. The record is from RefSeq and is a predicted model, not a curated record.